Messenger RNA from Rubroshorea leprosula, 447 nucleotides. The record is from the annotation of a GenBank genome assembly. Lineage: Eukaryota; Viridiplantae; Streptophyta; Magnoliopsida; Malvales; Dipterocarpaceae.
GAGAGUUUCAAUAGUUUCAGAGAUGAUAGUGGAAUCUUCAAGUUUUGCGCCCAAGAAGGACCGCGCUAUGGAUGGGGUGGGUGCCUCCUCCAUCCUAGAACUCAAGGCACAGCUCGACGAAUCACAGGAAGAAUCAAAGAAAACAAAGGAAUUGAGCGGCCCUGGUGUCGAAUACCACCGCGCCAACAAGAUCACUCCUCGCGAUACCUUCCUCUGCCCAGCCAGACUGGGCCUGGCCCAACUUUAUUGUUUCAUCAAGAGUAAGCCUUCUGUUCCCGUGUUGGACUCUCAAUUGGACUCUUCAAUAAUUGGAGCAUUCAGCCCUAGGGAUGAGUAUUUUUAGAUACAGCAGUAUAAGUAUGGUAUGAGUUAUAUUUAACAUUUGAUUUUAAAAUAUUUAGAUAUAGUUUUUUUAAUCUUAGUACUUAUUAAAAUACUUAAAAACUU